Messenger RNA from Penicillium cosmopolitanum, 3651 nucleotides. RefSeq names its product DUF3433 domain-containing protein. The coding region runs from base 1 to 3651 and encodes 1216 amino acids. The record is from RefSeq and is a predicted model, not a curated record. NCBI's taxonomy places the organism in Eukaryota, Fungi, Ascomycota, Eurotiomycetes, Eurotiales, Aspergillaceae. The transcript has 3 exons.
AUGGCCGUUGACGCAGACAGGCGGGGACGGGGUCUUCGGGCGCAAUGGGAUGCCUUCAUCGCUCCCUUCCGCGCCCCCGGCCCCGACCGACAACAUCAACUGGGCUGGCGUCCGCUCGCCCUGCGUGCCCCCUACCUUGCGUCGCUGGUCUGCUUGAUGACGACCAUGUUCCUGGUCCUUGAGGGCUUGCGCCAAUAUAGUACUCGUCAGGGUGGUCUGGUCUUCUUUGACGAUACCGACGACGUCUCCGCUCUCCAGUCCUUCGGUUACAACUAUGUCCCCAUCAUUAUCGCCCUCAUCCUCCUCGUUUUUUGGUCCGUCACCGAUUUCGAUGUCCUCCGACUCGAGCCCUAUUUCCAGCUGUCCAAACCGGGUGGUGCCCCGGCCACCGUGCUCUUCAUCAACUACAACUUCGGCCAGACUAUCCUCACCCCCAUCAAUGCCGCUCGCCGCCGCCACUGGUUGGUUCUAUGGGUCUCUUUGCUGACCCUCUCCAUUCGCAUGAUCUUGCCGGCCUUACAGAGUACCAUCUUUGAGCUACGAGAAGUGCAGGUCAUUCGACAUGAGAAUAUGCAAAGUUGGCCGACUCUGGUCGGUUUGGAAACGCAAGCCACCUGGAUGUCCACCCAGGCCAACGACACGGUCGACUCAGUCCUUUCCUCCGAUGAACGGCUUCGCCGGUCGCGCUCCUCUCAAUACGCCGUUGCCCCUGUCGAGGUCCCGGAUGGUGAACAGCAAAGCGAUGUGAUAUGGAAACUGGAUCAAACGUUGUACUGGGCCGACGUAUCCUGUCAGAAUGUUCCCGUGAACAAAAAGCUGAAUGUUUCUAUCGAGACACCGGAGCAUGGGCUGCAACGAGUCUCCUGGGACGCUUCGGGUAUCGACUUGUCUGACACCUAUGGAGCGGCGAAGGAAUGCGUGCUGGAUUUUCACUAUGAUAGCGUCUUCUUUCCCGAAACCGAUUACCUCCAGGUUCGCUACUGGGAGCCCUCCAUCGAUGCGACGACCGAAGCCGAGUAUCCCGAUACAACCAAAGCAUUCACCGCCACCGGCUGCGAUCCGUACGACUUGUAUGGCAUGUUGAUCUCGGUCAACGCUACAACAGAUGGGUCAAAGGAGACGGAGUAUUCGGCCAGCGGCCUCGCUUUCGCCUGUGAUAUUAUGUAUUACAAGGCGCAGGCCCAAGUCGCAAUGCAUCCCAACAGCUCGAUCGAGUCGAUUCGUCUGCAUCAUGCUACGACCCGCACUUUAACGGCCAAGGAAUUCAACAUCGAUCACUUCCAAGCGUUGCUUUCUCAGCGUGCUCCUUAUACCAGUGACAUGAUCUUUAUCAGCAACAACUCCACGAAUGGUGGCCGAACCGUGACCGAGUUACCCGUGAUCAGCGAGGAGCUUGGCGAUCUUCAGCCGCUGCUCACUUUGGACACUUCAUCCAUCAUGACCCAGGCUGAAUUCACUUCGAAGAUCACGCGGGACGUUAAGCAGACUUUCAUUCUCACCCUGGGACGUCUGUUUGACCCCGACAGGGAGCCUACCAUCAUCGCCGCUGUUCGCUCUACCACCCAAGUUGCCAUUGCCGUCGUCACCUUUGCAGCUCUUUGGUCCGAGCUGAUUUUAGGCCUGGCCGCUCUCACCGGUGUAUAUCUUCUCUUCCUCUAUCGUUCUCGCGAAACCUUCCUUCAAUGCGACCCGGGCUCGAUCGGCGCCAUGUGCAGUAUCGCCGCCGACAUAUUUCACCCCAACAACAUCCUCUCUGAACCGCUCGCCGAGUUCCACCAAUUUUCGACCCGACAAAUGCGCCGUAUCUUCAAAAACGCCCGCUGUCAUUGGCGAUCUAGUCCUUCCGGGCAUAAUCGAUUGGAGAUUCUUGCCGAAGAUGGCUCUCCAGUGCAGUUGGGUGAAAACCUCCGAACUCGCAACGACCCAAUGCCUCACUUCCUAGUCAUCCCUUUCUUUAUUGUCGAAUUCCUGGCCCUGGCGGCCGUGAUAAUUCUAAUGGCCCUCGUCGUUCAGUCGCUCGCUCGUGAUGGCCGCUUUCGACACCUGACUCAGUCGGAUUCCAGCUCACUGCAAGUGGUUCUGUCAUUUUUGCCUUCGGUCGUGGCCUCCUCCGUCAGCUCUCUCUGUACAUCGAUACACCGCAAUCUCAGCGUUUUGGAACCCUGGGUCCAUCUUCAACGAGGAAUGGCCACGGCAAGAUCAUCACUAUCUCUAAACUACGCCUCUCAGAGCCCUGUUGCCAUCUUUUGCAAGUCCGUUCGAGAUCGACAUAUUCUUUUGGGACUUGUAUCCAUCGCAUGUGUCAUCAAUAUGGUGCUGACAGUAGUGGCGGGAGGUCUUUUCACUCAAGAAAUGACGUCCUCCACCCUGCCGACAAAGGAUUUGACCUUAAACUAUAGUUCAUCCGUUUUCUGGAAAAAUGAUUUCGCCGCUCAAUUUACCGAGUACGACCUGAUUCAGACGAGCAUUACGAGCGGCGUCCCCAUGCUUCCCUGGACAAGCCCCAACGAAUCGUUUGUACCUCUGCAGGUGCACAAUCGCGACCCCGACGCUAUGUAUGGAGCAACUACCUUAGGUGUGGGGGCUUCCUUGGAGUGCCAGCCUCUCCUUCCAGAGAAGGGGCUUUUCCACAACAAAACCACCGGUCACAGCUAUUGGAAAUACCAGCUGUUCGACAACAAAUCCGUGGAGUGUGAAGCCGCCAUGCCGACCCGGAAAAAGGACGAGGGCAUUUCGCUUUCCAUUCAUUUCCUGUCUCCGGGCGAGGUGAAUGAUUCUGAUGUCUGUCAGACAUCGACCGUUCUUGUUGUUGGUCGUUGGGAUUAUCUGCCCAAUAGCACGGUCUCCGAUGAAAAUACCAUUGCUUUGCACUGCGAGCCUCGUGUUCGACUGCAAGAUUAUUCUGUUGUAUUCGACCCAAGAGGCCAGAUCAACUACCAUAAACGCAUCCAAAACACUUCCGUCACAGAAGGCACCAUGUUCGAUAACGCCACGGUCAGCCUGGGGCAAUUCAACAAGGUGUUUGCAGCUAUCCCGGAGAGCUUCGUGGGAAACACUACAGCUCACAACGGCACAUACAAUAUCUCAUCAUACGACUGGGCAGGAUUCUUGGUUGCCCGCCUAUACCAGCGCGAAGAUCCUGAUUUUGACUCCCUUGACCCUGCCCGUUUGACCGAUCUUACCCAAACUGUCUAUCAAUGGGUUUACAGUACAUACUUUUCCAUUUGGCGGGAUCUAUACCUCGAAGAGCUGGACGAACCAAUUCAGGCGACUAAUGGCACAAUCAUCCGAAUCGUCCUGGUCGUCUUUGGAACGCGACGAGGCCGAUUCCGAGGCCCGCGAAUGCCGCGCUCUAUCGGAGCAAUCAUCCCAUGGAUUGCACACAGUCGCAUGCUGAGCGAUUUUGGUGAUACCCACAGUUGGAACAACAGCAAAAGACGGGACCACCUCACCGCCCUAGACAAACGGUACGGCUUCCGUAUGUUUAUGGGCCACGAUGGUCGUUGGCGAUUCGCCGUAGAUGAAGAGCCCAAAUCAGCCGAUGCUGGAUCACCUCCACCUCCACCCAUCCCCUCCGACUCUGAUGCCAAUAAAACUACCUCCAUACAACUGCGGGAGUUGAUUGGCACCCAUCUACGGAGGCAAAAUUGA